Molecule: messenger RNA, 3495 nt
Organism: Miscanthus lutarioriparius
Lineage: Eukaryota; Viridiplantae; Streptophyta; Magnoliopsida; Poales; Poaceae
Source: the annotation of a GenBank genome assembly
AUGCUCUCCUCACCAUCACCUAGGAGAUCUCUGAAAGAAAUCUCCCACACAAGGGGGCAUAGUUUUGUGAGUAUUCUACCUGCUAAAUCGAAGGAUGAUGAACUCACGUUGUUCAAGGAUAUGCAGAAACAUGAGAGGGAUAACUUCUUACUGGAACCAGGAGAGGAUUUUGAUGAAUCCAUCUCAAAGUUGAGCUAUUUUCGGGAUUUAAAGCUUGGUGUCAACAUCGCUGCACGGGGAGAAAGCCGUGAUUUGCUUAAUGCUGAUGGUGAAAGAAAUGAUUAUGAUUGGUUGUUGACUCCACCAGAGACCCCACUUUUUUGUUCAUUGGAUGAUGAAGAAGACCAGCGCAUUGGUAUGGCUCAUAGGGGCAGGCCGCAGAUUAAGCCAAUAUCAAUUUCAAGGUCAUCCACAAUGGAAAAUACUCGAAGGUCUAACAGAAGCAGUGCAAGCCCAAGUAGGCUUAGCCCAUCACCACGCUCAUGUAGCAGCACUGUGUUGACAAGGACUCGAUCAUCAAAUUCUUCUUCACGAAGCAGCCCUGCACUUCAUUUGCAACCAGCAGCACCAUCACGAAGGUCUUCAACUCCUCCAGCUUCUAAGACAUCAACCCCUCCACGAAGGUCACCAAGUCCUGCUUCAAGGAGGUUGAGUACUGGCUCAAGUGACCCAAUUUUAAACAGAAAAGGAGGAACUUCGCCUAUUAAAAUCAGUAACAGGCCAUCUUCACCAAAAUUUCAAGGUUGGCAAUCAAGUGACCCUAGUUUCUCUUUUGAGGCACCUCCGAAUCUACGCACAUCUCUGUCAGAUCGUCCAGUAUCCUGUUCAAGGGGUGGAUCUCCUUCAUCUUUCAGUGGAUUGGACAUGAAUUGGAGAGGUAGAAGGCAAUCUAUGUCUCCCACUCCAUCAAGAAGAACCAGUUCAUCGCAUAGCAAUGAUCGAUUCAGCUCGUACAGCAAAGCAUCUGCAACAUCUUCUGCUGAAGAUGAUCUAGAGUCUAUGCAGUCUGUGCCAAUUAGUUACUCCAGUAGUCCAGCCCUAAGAAAGAACUUGUCAGUAAUGAAAUCCAGAACUAUUGCAUCACCUAAGAAGCCGUCCAAGAGUUUCUCCCCUAGUUCUGCUCCAAAGCGGUCCUUUGAUUCUGCAGUCUGGUUGAUGGAUCAUCGCAAAGCUCCUCAAGAUAAGUUCAGGCCACUUCUAUCAAGUGUUCCUUGCACGACAUUUGGUGUUGGCAAAGGAGAUAAUGUACACUCAUCUAUGUUGUCACAUAACUCCUCACUCACAACAAGCAGUAAUUUAAGCUCUGACCAUGGUGUCACUUUUAGCCCUUGUAUGGGUAAUGAACAAGAACCGAGUGAUAUAGUCGGUGACUGUGAAGCAACACCUAGUUCCUUGAUUCAUGAUGAUAUAUUUAUGUUUGAUCAAUUGGAUGAAGGAUCCAGUGGUCAUCAGCACAGUUUGUCUGCUACUCAAAGUGGCCCAAAAUCUCCAAGCACAGAAAAAUAUGCGGAAAGUAACAUAGAGGGCCUCAAUAUGGAAAGAAGUAGAAUAGCUCAGACUUCAUGUAAUGUCGCAAGUGGUUCUAAGGCUGGGCAAACUAAAAUGGCAACAUGCACUAGGUGUGGAAAGUUAUUUAAUGCGAUAGAAGAUGAUGGAGAAGUUGAUUUCUGUGAAGAAUGUGGUUUAGUAGAUGAGGUCCUUUUUGUGGACCCUAAGAUAGAGACUUCGGAAGAAGAACAUCGAAAAGACUACAGAAGUUCUAAACCUUGUGUUGCAUUGGAAGCUCCUCUCAUUACUCCAGAUCAUGGUGAACAUAUCAAGAAGUCAUCUCUUGACAGUCAGCUGGUGAAUGAUGAACCUCCAGCUGAUUUUCUGCAAAAAUGUCCUCAAUCCCAGUCAACAAUGGAUACAACCAACAGAAUGCAUGGAGAGAAUGUUACUGAAAAUUUAUGGCCAAAUGAUGUUGGCAACUCUUCCCGAGGAAAUAGCCUCGAUAUUUCAUCCCAUCAGUGUAGCAUAAAUAAUCAUCAACAAACGGAACCAGCAUCUGUAAUUGAGUGUGAUAAUUUAAGAGAUCAAACUGCCAACCACCACAAUGAGGUGUUCCAAUGCCUGCCGGGGUCAGUGUAUCAAAGCAUUGAAUUUGCCUCUGAUACACUUACCAUUGACAGUUCUUGUAAACAGGGAUCGGCUGGGCAUUCAAAUCUAAAGGUUGAAAAUACAGAGGGUGCUGGGAUUUCAGUACUCUUGCUGCAGAAGUCAAGCAGCAACAAAUGGCCUGUUAUAGAAGGGAGACCCUUAGCUGGUACAAACAUUGUCUGUUCGGAACCAUAUUAUACAAGGGAUGGUGUCAGUACGCUGAAGUGUACCAUUGGAUUGGAUAGCUCAUCAGUUUCUUCUUCCAUUGAUCAAGGGUCUACAAGGCAAUCUGGACAUUUGGAACGCCUUAAAAGUAGUAAUCGUCAUGACUUUGAGAAGUCUCAAAUAAGUAGUACCAUGAGUUGUAAAAGCAUUGCAUCCAUGUCAGAUAUGUCAACUAGCACUUGUUCAGUUUCAGUUUGUCCUCGGGGUGAUACAAUUGUAGAUACUGGCUUCCUAACCGACAAUUCAGAAAGCAGUGUUCCAAGAACCAUGAUUUGUACUGAAGAACUUAAUGAGUCGUGUAAGUACACACUCUCAAGCGCUAUAGAGUGCUGGUCUGCCGCACAGGCUAUUGUUAAUGUUGACAUUGGUUCAACUGAAGAUGUAGUGAUUCAGAAACAAUGUACAGGUAGGAUGGCUCACAAAGAUAACAUAAGUGAUCACUCAUGUUCAUCAGAUACCGAAACAUGUAGCAAUAUCCCACUCUCUCUGGCUCCUGAGGAAAGUUGCAUACAGAAAACUGAAGAAGGUACCUCAGUUGGCACUCCAGAACACCCAGAUGAUGAUUGUGGCAGCAAUAGUUACCGAAUGCAGCAUGAAACAAUUCCUGAUCCUAAUGAGGCAAAUAGGUUGGAUGAUGGUUGUGUGUCUGUCAUCUCUGAGGAGGAUGUGUUGAUUCCUGCAGCAGAGGCCAACAUAAUGGGGCUUCCUGGUAAUGAAGAAUCACCGGCUACAGUUGAGGGAUCAAGAGAACAAACUCAGAGAUGCUUCACAUUAGAAGAGGCUACCGAUACAAUUCUCUUCUGCAGUUCCAUUGCACAUGACAUUGCAUACAGGGCUGCGACAAUUGGACUGGAGCACGAGCAGCAAUCAGAACUUGCUUCUGCUCUUCGCCCAACAGUUACCAUGGUAGGACGAUCCAUUCCAAGGAGUGAUGGUUCACUGAAACCACCCCACAGACGAACGCCAAGACAUAGGAAAAGAUCAGAAGGUGAAAUAGUCACAGAAACUGACAAGAUGGAAGUGGUUGCUAAAGAUCCUGUACUUGUUCGGCCAGUUCCUGAAUUUUCAAGGACAUCAGGCAGCAUGAAGCCCCCAAAGGUCGAAUCAAAGUGCAACUGUGCAAUUAUGUAG